Ceratotherium simum simum (southern white rhinoceros) is the source of this 749-nucleotide messenger RNA. RefSeq names its product ARF like GTPase 14 (gene ARL14). The record is from RefSeq and is a predicted model, not a curated record. Gene Ontology annotation, molecular function: GTPase activity; GTP binding. NCBI's taxonomy places the organism in Eukaryota, Metazoa, Chordata, Mammalia, Perissodactyla, Rhinocerotidae.
AUGGGUCUUUUGAGUUCUAAAAACCCCAAAGCCAAGCAAGCCCAAAUUCUUCUUCUGGGACUUGACUCUGCUGGGAAGUCUACUCUCCUUUAUAAAUUAAAGCUGGCAAAGGAUAUUGUGACCAUCCCAACAAUAGGUUUCAACGUGGAAAUGAUCGAGUUGGAAAAGAGUCUUUCAUUCACGGUCUGGGAUGUUGGAGGACAGGAAAAAAUGAGACCCAUGUGGGGCUAUUACUGUGAGAACACCGAUGGGCUGGUGUAUGUUGUGGAUAGUACGGACAAACAGCGACUAGAAGACUCAAGGAGAGAGUUUGAGCACAUUUUGAAGAAUGAACACAUUAAAAAUGUGCCUGUUGUCCUAUUAGCCAACAAACAAGAUGUGCCCGGAGCUCUGAGUGCUGAGGACAUCACCAGGACUUUCAACGUGCAGAGGCUCUGCAGCGACCGGAACUGGUACGUGCAGCCCUGCUGUGCCGUCACCGGGGCCGGGCUGAUAGAGGCUUUCGGAAAACUCACCACGUUUGUGAAAAGCCGCAUGAAGUCGAGAGGAGACACUUCAGCAUUCUUCAAGCAGAACUGAGGUCCAAGCAGUGAAAGAGACACUGAUGAAGUUGAAAGGGUAAUUUCUUUCUUGCCAAGUGAGAAAGGCAAGUUGCUGAGUUGGCAAGCUUUUUCUGAGAUGUUAUUUCACCUAAAUUCAGUUAACCAACUAAGAAUAAUAUCUAGAAAAUAUUAUUUUUGGCCAGGCAC